Molecule: messenger RNA, 2634 nt
Organism: Enhydra lutris kenyoni (northern sea otter)
Lineage: Eukaryota; Metazoa; Chordata; Mammalia; Carnivora; Mustelidae
Cellular component (GO): cytosolic large ribosomal subunit
Molecular function (GO): structural constituent of ribosome; RNA binding
Source: RefSeq, a predicted model, not a curated record
UAGAUAGGGAAGUGGUGUGAGCAGCAGAACCCUGGCCUGGUGGUUCCAAGGCCCUCUUUGCCCAAGAGGGCGUCAUGUCCCCUACCCUCCACACUGCCAGCAUGGAGACCUGCUCCCAACACUGCUGGCCAGGCUUCACGGGGGCCCAUCUUUACCCUGUCACCCGUACUAUGGUCAGACGGUGCCCACAGCUGCAGGGAUAGCCUCUGGCCAGCCCACAAGGAUGGGCACUGGGCCACCGCUGGAGGAGGAGGCCAGGGCCGGGGAGUUCACACAGGGCAGAGUCCACGUCUGUCCAAACCUAGCAGGACUGCGGUGCUGCUUGGAGGUCAGUGUAGGGCUGGGGGUGUCUGGGCGGGACAAGGCUAUUCUUAACCUCAAAGCAGUGGGACAAACUGCCAAGGAAAGACAGACCAGCUCAGCUUUAUAAGAACAAAGCAUUUCUGUACAUCCUCGCAAAACAGCAUCACAAGCUGUGGUUUAUGGUGGUUUUGUUUUUGAAGGGACACCAUUUAGAGUAACAUAUGCGGAGAGCAUUUCAGAUGAAAGACAGGCAAUGACUUUACUUCUAGACCUUGACUUCAUCACGGCAGAAGGUGGUGAGGGGCGCCUGGGGAGGCAUCACACCAGCCCCUCUGCUGUUGUGCAUUUGCAAUUUUCCAUAAUAGAAAGCGGGAGAAAAAGAUAUAAAGACAACGAAAAGACAAUCAACACAUGGGCAUCAGGUCUUUGUGACGCCCAGCAGUAAAGUGACACCCUUCAUCUAUAAAGCACACUUGCAAAUCCAUAAGGAAAAACCAGAACCCCAAUUCCAAUUGAGUAAAGGCCCUAAACGAGCGAUGUGGCCAGAGAUGUAAGAUGCAAAGCAAUGAUCGUGGAAAACAGCAAGUGAUCCCACGUCCUGCGGAAAGACUAUAGGGAGAGGCACCUCAGGUCGCAGGGACCCUCUAGGUGGCAGAGUUCUGCACCCACCGGUGUUGCCAGGGCUCAGGGAGGGGCCAAAGUUACCGCUACAGCUGAAGGUAAGGAAGAGAUAGAAAAGCAGUUGCCUGCCCCAGCAGGCAGACAAGUGAAGGAGGCGGCCUGGGAAUCCAGCUCCCCAGGGGCCAAGGCAGUGCCACCUGCGGGCUGAGGAAAGCAGAGGGAUUUUCAGGGACAGAAUGGUUAUUGGAUUCAGCCUGGAAAUUAGAUUUCCCCAGCAGAGGCGGCACCCCUGUUGCAAGGGACCAGAUUCCCUGGUGGGGGUGGGGGUGGGACAGAUGGCCCCUUAGUGACCUGCCCCCAGGCUGUCCAGCACACAUCUGAUGAUCAUAUGGAGGACGACUUGCAUGUGCAAGGAGAACAAUCUGGGGGGGGCUCUUCCCCUGUGCCGCUGGGGUAUCCUAGGCCAAGUGCAGGCCAGGUCCACAGCAGUGCUACCUGUCCCCCAAGACAGGUGUGCUGCUGGGCAGGUGGUCCAGAAGGACCAGGGGCUGUGGUGGUACUGAUGUAGGAGGCUCAGGGUCAAGUCAAGGCAGGGACACUUGUGGGGGCCCAGGGUGCCUGAGGUCUGGGAGCUGAGAGCCUGGAGCUGGCAACGCCAGCCAGACAUGGCAGAGACGGGCCUCGCUCUGGCGGGGGUACGGGCAGAGACAGGUGACUAUCCCAGCCGCUGCCCCUCCUUGGGGCCUCAGCUACAGGGAGCACCACGAGAGGCACCUAAGGGGGUGGCCCAAGAUUCCCACUGGGACAGGUCACAGACACUUGCUCCCUGUGCCAACUGAGGCACUCCCGGAGUCUCCUUGGUUCCCUGGGAACUGCCUCUAUCAGAACUCAUGGGAUGGAGCCCUUUCUCUCUCCCGGCCAUUGUGGCGGCUGCUCUUGGUUGGGGCCGUCCCACACCUAAGGCAGGAAGAUGGUGGCCGCAAAGAAGACGAAAAAGUCUCUGGAGUCGAUCAACUCUGGGUUCCAGCUCGUUAUGAAAAGUGGAAAGUACGUGCUGGGGUACAAGCAGACUUUGAAAAUGAUCAGACAUGGCAAAGCGAAGCUGGUCAUCCUCGCCAACGACUGCCCGGCCUUGAGGAAAUCUGAGAUAGAAUACUAUGCCAUGUUGGCCAAAACUGGUGUCCAUCACUACAGUGGCAAUAACAUUGAAUGGGGUACAGCAUGUGGGAGGUACUACAGUAUCAUUGAUCCAGGUAAUUCUGAUAUCAUUAGAAGCAUGCCAGAGCAGACUGGUGAAAAGUAUAUCAUGCAGAAUUUUUCCUUAACAAAACUGGCCACAGCUUGUUUUAAAAAACAAAAAACAAACAAACAAGAACUCAUGGGAUGGGGAUGGACAGCUCUCCCCCAGGCCCCAGGCUGGGAUUCAGGGGAGCCCCCUUGCUAUCCCUCCGGUACCAGGCCCACAUUCCAGCUGCAGCCACAGCCCCACAGUGAUACCUUGCAGGGUCCAAUUGUGGGGUGUGGGCAAAGAGGAUUUACCUCCUCGGCGGUCCCUGUAGCAGCCAGCCCAGGGACACCCCAAGGUCCCCGGGGCUGGGGAGCUGUGGAGCUCCAUAUAAGGAAGGUAGGGGCUGGCAGUCACAGUGCCCUCUCUACUUGUACCAGCAGCCCACCCACUCUACCUCAGCCAUGACAGGCGAAACUGGGGGG